Molecule: messenger RNA, 1678 nt
Organism: Zychaea mexicana
Lineage: Eukaryota; Fungi; Mucoromycota; Mucoromycetes; Mucorales; Lichtheimiaceae
Exons: 4
Coding region: 32-1648 (538 amino acids)
Source: RefSeq, a predicted model, not a curated record
AUUCACAAAGCGUCCAAGGUAAAAACUUCCGAUGAAGUCUCGGGCUCGAACGUUACUAUUACUCGCCGUCUUGGGCGCCACAAUUGCAGUACCCGGCAAUGCACAACAAGAAGAAGAUAUCGAAUUGACUGCCGAUGAGCUUGCGCUCAAAGCACAAGGUGCGAUGCGUGUUGGUAUCGACGAAGCGAUCGUUCCCGAUGCAUCCUCAGAACAUCCGCUUAUCGUCUCGCGUCCGGAAAUGCAACCAUUAUGCAAACCUGCUUCCCCGCUCCAGCCUUCACAGGAGCUCGAUGUUAUGGCUGGAUAUGAAGCACAAGUUCUUGCUCAAGUGCAAGGCCCACGCAAAUUAAUCGUAGAUCCGGCAAACCAUAUCCUUGUGACAGGCAGUGAAGGCCUGUUCUCGAUCCGUCUCGAUGACUGCGGUAACGCAGAUGUCAAGCAGCUCUUGGACAAUCUUGACGAUGGUUCGGUCGGAUACGGCAUAGCACUCUACGAUAGCAAGCUCUAUGUCACCAGCUCCCAAUCUGUUCAUCGAUUCCCAUAUGUCGAUGGUCAACAUACGUCUUUAAAACUUGAAGAUGGCGAGCAAGUCCUCAUCAAUAUCAAUACCCAGAGCGACUUUGAUGUAGCUAUUGAUCCUUUCGGACAUGCUUAUGUUCCACGCGCUGCCAAUGAAGAAAACACUUUUGCUGAGAAGAGUGCACUUAUCAAGCGUUUCAAUGUCCAUGCAGUUCCAAGCGAUGCGUACGAUUUUGAGACAGAUGGAGAGGUUUUCGCAUCCGGCACAAACGUUCAUGGUGGCAUGGAUUUUGAUGCACAGGGACGCCUUUGGGGUAUUGACGCUCCCUAUCAAUCUUUCCAUCGCAGUGACUUGGGUGGAGAAAUUUCACCGAACGGUUUGGCAGAAGAAAUGAACGUUUAUGAAUUCCCGUAUUUGAACUACGGGUAUCCUUACUGCUUUACCGAGUACGAUCUCAAGUCUUACACAAGCCAGGCCAAAGGGAAGGGAGGACAAUGGGGUCAUCCUAGCUUUAUGAACGAUACCGUCGAUCUCGAUGCAUUCUGUCAAGAGAGUGAAAACAACCGACGGCCCGCUGUGCCACUAGCUCCCAUGAACAGUGCUUCUGCUGUCCAUUUCUAUAUGGGACAAUUCUGCUCUGUGGGCGACGAUAAGACUUUGGGUACAUCUGUUGGCAUGCCUUGCAACUGGACCGACACUCCUAUCGUUGCUUACCGUGGAAGCGCAGGCCAAGCCGACGGACACCGUGUCAGUCACUUGCCAUUCGAUGAUCUUGGUCAUAAACCUCGAUGGGACAGAGAAGAAAAUGUUAUUUUCCAAGCUAAGCAGCCUUGCCAGGGUGACGGUUGUCUUACUCCCGUGGGCCUUGCAGUGGAUGGAUAUGGGCGUCUCCUCGUAUCGAGUGAAGACACCAAUGAAGUAUUCAUGAUCCAGCGUAUCUACAAUCUGAACGCAGCUAGACUCAUGACAAAUAAGGCAAUUGCAAAGGAAGAGGCUCAGGAAGCGAUUGAAGAAAGUAAAGAGAUGGCAGAACUGAAAGCAAAAGGGAUAUCACCAGAAGAAGAUGAAGAAGAAGAAGAGGAGGAGGAGGAGCACGAAAGAGAAAAAGACAAAAAAUUUGCAAACUAGAGCAUUACUAUAAUAAAAAGCACGUCUGUC